UGGUGACCCAGAAGUAAAUCUCUGACCUCAGCUGUGGCUCUCAGUGGUGGCCAGAAGCCAACUUCAUGUCUGAGGGCACGAGCAGAUUGACAUGGAGAGCUUGGGGCUGCAGACGGUGACCCUCAGUGAUGGGACAACAGCCUAUGUCCAGCAAGCUGUCAAAGAGGGCUAUGACCCCAGCUCCCUGGAAGCUGUCCAGCUGGAAGACGGCUCCACUGCCUACAUUCACCAUCCUGUGGCUGUGCCCUCGGACAGCACCAUCCUGGCCGUGCAGACGGAGGUGGGCUUGGAGGACCUGGCAGCAGAGGACGAGGAGGGCUUCACUGCAGACACUGUGGUGGCCCUGGAGCAGUAUGCGAGCAAGGUUCUGCAUGACAGCCAGGCUCCCCAUAAUGGCAAAGGACAGCAAGUUGGAGACAGAGCUUUCCGCUGUGGCUACAAGGGCUGUGGACGUCUCUACACCACCGCCCAUCACUUAAAGGUACAUGAACGAGCUCACACGGGUGACCGUCCAUACCGGUGUGACUUCCCCAGCUGCGGAAAGGCCUUUGCCACAGGCUACGGGCUGAAGAGCCACGUUCGUACCCACACUGGUGAAAAACCAUACAAGUGCCCCGAGGAGUUGUGCAGCAAGGCCUUCAAGACCUCAGGAGACCUGCAGAAGCAUGUCCGGACCCACACAGGUGAACGCCCCUUCCGGUGCCCUUUCGAGGGCUGUGGCCGCUCCUUCACCACAUCGAAUAUCCGCAAGGUGCAUGUGCGCACCCAUACAGGAGAGCGGCCCUACACCUGCCCCGAGCCUCACUGUGGCCGAGGCUUCACCAGCGCCACCAACUACAAGAAUCACGUGCGCAUCCACACAGGGGAGAAGCCAUAUGUUUGCACGGUGCCAGGCUGUGGGAAGCGCUUCACUGAGUACUCCAGCCUGUACAAACACCACGUGGUGCACACGCAUUGCAAGCCCUACACGUGCAGCAGCUGCGGCAAGACCUACCGACAGACCUCCACCCUGGCCAUGCAUAAGCGCAGUGCGCACGGCGAGCUGGAGGCCACUGAGGAGAGCGAGCAGGCCCUGUAUGAACAGCAACAGCUAGAGGCUGCCUCUGCCGCUGAGGAAAGCCCACCACCCAAACGAACCCGCAUUGCUUACCUUUCGGAGGUGAAGGAAGAGGGCGAUGACAUCCCAACCCAAGUGGCCAUGGUGACCGAGGAGGAUGGGACUCCCCAGGUGGCUCUGAUCACUCAGGAUGGUGCCCAGCAGGUCAACCUAUCCCCGGAAGACCUACAGGCCCUGGGGAGUGCCAUCAGUGUGGUGACCCAGCACGGCAGCACCCUCACCAUCCCCAGUCAUCAAGACGACCUGGCCACAUCUGGCACACACACGGUCACCAUGGUCAGCGCCGAUGGCACUCAGACUCAGCCCGUCACAAUCAUUACCUCUGGGGCCUUGGUGGCCGAAGAUGCCAGUGUAGCAUCUCUUCAUCACCAACAGGUGGCACUGUUGGCCACAGCCAACGGAACGCACAUCGCGGUGCAGCUCGAGGAGCAGCAGACCUUGGAGGAGGCCAUCAGUGUGGCCACUGCUGCCAUGCAGCAGGGGGCCGUGACCCUGGAGACCACAGUAUCAGAGAGCGGCUGCUGAGCCCAGGAGGGCUGGCUCCCACACCGUGCUGGAGGAGGUGCCCUGCUCACAGGCAGCCCUGCUUCCAGGGGCCCCCGGCUGUGACUGACACAAGGGUGAGAAGACGGCAGGAAAACAGCCUGACUGGAGGGGCUGUGGGCCAUGCCCAGAUGAGGGCCAGGCAGUGGGCAGUGAGCUGAAGAGGACCAGCCUAGUCACUGGGCCGCCUUGGACACCUGCUUUCCUCCCUUGGGAGAAUACUCUCCCCACUUCCGUCCACUCCCUUUCUCAGGGAGAUGAGGACUAGGUGGACGAGGACUGGCCUCCAUCCUGACUGGUCAUACUGCCAGGGGAAAGGCAGCGAGCUCUUCAGCCCAGCCCCUCCCAGCAAUAACCACCUCCUGGGGGUAGCCAGGAUGCCUGGCCACUUGGCAUAAGGGACUUCCUGCCACCACAGUCAGAAUUAAUUCCUCAGGGGCCUGUGGCUGGAGUAAAAGGUGCCCAUCCCACCACCCCCAGCAGCUCCCCACUCUGUGGCAGAGAGGGGCCUGCACCUAGAUUGCUGGGGAUUGGGUUUGUUUGUGGUUUGGUUUUUUUAAUUCUAUUUUGAUAAUUAUUCUUUCCUGCUCUGGGUGGUGGUGGCAAACGGGUGAAUGAGUAUUUAAUAAAAGUUCCAAGUUUCCACC
This is a messenger RNA of Nannospalax galili (Upper Galilee mountains blind mole rat), 2307 nucleotides long. It is a transcript of the gene Znf76, whose product is annotated as zinc finger protein 76. Gene Ontology annotation, cellular component: nucleus. Gene Ontology annotation, biological process: central nervous system development; regulation of transcription by RNA polymerase II. Gene Ontology annotation, molecular function: RNA polymerase II cis-regulatory region sequence-specific DNA binding; DNA-binding transcription factor activity, RNA polymerase II-specific. NCBI's taxonomy places the organism in Eukaryota, Metazoa, Chordata, Mammalia, Rodentia, Spalacidae. The record is from RefSeq and is a predicted model, not a curated record.